UUGAAAACUCUAGUAUAAAAUAUUUAAGUAAAAAAGAAUUUUAUGAAUGAACCCACGGUUUUUAAUUAGAGUUAAGCAAAAAUGUCUUCAUAUAAAGUAUUUUAAAUUUAAGGGUACCAUUCUUUUAACCUCCCAAACCACUGAGUCUGGAAUGUAUUGUCAGUAAUUCAUUUUGAAAAUGGGUAGACAGAAGAAUAUCCCUUAUAAGAUCGCUGCCAUUGAAGACAACUGUAAUUACAGAGAUUAUAUACCAGUGUCCAAAAAACGCAAACGAAAAUCACAUAUCAAAAAAUCUAUGAACAGAUUUUUCAAUGUUGAACUUGCAAAAACAGAACAAAAACAGUUUUAUAUAGGGGAGCUACUGAUUGGUGAAACGAAUAAUAUUUUCCCCAGUGAAUAUACAGAUUGUCGAGUUUCAUUCAAAAUUUUGAAUGAUGAUGAUCGAGAUAAUGAUGAACUAGAUACAGUAAUCAUUGAAUGUGAUAAGGUUUCAAUGGUUAUCAUUAAAAUCUAUGAAGACAUCAACUUUCUCAAAGACUUGUUCACUUUGAAGAUUUUUUGUUUCGAUUUUUCUGUUCGAGAUGAGAAAGUGUAUUUAUCGAUGUAUUUCAAAGCAUUACCACUGCCAACGUUUCAUAGUAGGAUAGGAAAUUGCAUAAAAACACUUUUUUCAUUAAUUUAUGAAAUCGAUUUAUAA
Leptinotarsa decemlineata (Colorado potato beetle) is the source of this 697-nucleotide messenger RNA. RefSeq names its product E3 ubiquitin-protein ligase SHPRH. Lineage: Eukaryota; Metazoa; Arthropoda; Insecta; Coleoptera; Chrysomelidae. Gene Ontology annotation, molecular function: ATP binding; ubiquitin protein ligase activity. The record is from RefSeq and is a predicted model, not a curated record. Gene Ontology annotation, biological process: protein polyubiquitination; DNA damage response. Gene Ontology annotation, cellular component: nucleus.